AUGCCUCUUCUCAACGGCAACGGCAACGGGAACGGCACUCACGCCCCCGCUGCCAACACGGCCCAUUUGCCCGCUGAGCCUGAGUUUGAGCAGGCAUACAAGGAACUCGCCAGCACACUCGAGGACAGCACCCUGUUCCGUGACCACCCCGAAUACCGCACCGCUUUGGCCGUCUCUGCCAUCCCAGAGCGAGUGAUUCAGUUCCGAGUUGUGUGGGAGGACGACAAUGGCCAUCUGCAGGUGAACCGCGGCUUCAGAGUCCAGUUCAACUCGGCGCUUGGUCCUUAUAAGGGUGGUUUGCGAUUCCACCCCAGCGUCAACCUGUCCAUUUUGAAAUUCCUUGGUUUUGAGCAGAUCUUCAAGAAUGCUCUUACUGGAUUGAACAUGGGUGGUGGCAAGGGCGGUGCCGAUUUCGACCCCAAGGGUAAAUCGGAUGGCGAGAUCCGUCGCUUCUGCCAGGCUUUCAUGCGCGAGCUGUCUAAGCACAUUGGUGCGGAUACCGAUGUCCCGGCUGGUGAUAUUGGUGUUUCUGGGCGUGAGAUUGGUUACAUGUAUGGCGCCUAUCGACAGGCCCGAAAUCGCUGGGAGGGUGUUUUGACUGGAAAGGGAUUGAGCUGGGGUGGCUCUCUCAUCCGACCUGAGGCUACUGGUUACGGAGUCAUCUACUAUGUCCAACACAUGCUCGAGUAUGCCGGUCGCGGUACCUUUGCUGGCAAGAAGGUGGCCAUUUCUGGCUCCGGCAACGUCGCCCAGUACGCCGCCCUGAAAUGUAUCGAACUCGGCGCCACUGUUGUCUCGCUCUCCGACUCCAAGGGCACUCUCGUGGCUGAAUCGGACAAGACCUUCACUGCCGAACACAUUGACCAGAUUGCCGAGCUCAAGGCCCAGCGACGAGCCCUGUCCGACUUUGAUCACGGUGGCCGAUACAAGUACAUUGAGGGCGCUCGCCCCUGGGUGCACGUUGGUGCGGUGGACAUUGCCCUGCCUUGCGCUACCCAGAACGAGGUCAGCAAGGAGGAGGCCGAGGCACUGAUUUCCAAUGGUGUGAUUGCCGUUGCUGAGGGUUCCAACAUGGGCUGCACUCAGGAUGCCAUUGACUUGUUCGAGACGCAGCGACGCAAGAAGGGCGGUGAGGCUAUUUGGUAUGCUCCUGGAAAGGCUGCCAACUGCGGUGGUGUUGCCGUUUCUGGAUUGGAGAUGGCUCAGAACAGCCAGCGACUCAACUGGACGUCUGAGGAAGUGGAUGAGAAGCUCAAGGGUAUCAUGAAGAAUGCCUUUAUGAACGGACUCGAGACGGCCAAGAAGUACGUCGAGGCCAAGGAUGGUGAGCUGCCUUCGCUGGUGGCCGGCAGCAACAUUGCUGGAUUCGUCAAGGUUGCGCAGGCGAUGCACGAUCAGGGCGACUGGUGGGCUUAA
Messenger RNA from Pochonia chlamydosporia 170, 1416 nucleotides. Its product is annotated as NADP-specific glutamate dehydrogenase. The transcript is spliced from 6 exons. Gene Ontology annotation, molecular function: L-glutamate dehydrogenase (NADP+) activity. The record is from RefSeq and is a predicted model, not a curated record. Lineage: Eukaryota; Fungi; Ascomycota; Sordariomycetes; Hypocreales; Clavicipitaceae. Gene Ontology annotation, cellular component: cytosol. Bases 1 to 1416 code for a protein of 471 amino acids.